This is a messenger RNA of Parascedosporium putredinis, 1854 nucleotides long. NCBI's taxonomy places the organism in Eukaryota, Fungi, Ascomycota, Sordariomycetes, Microascales, Microascaceae. The record is from the annotation of a GenBank genome assembly.
AUGUCUACAACAACUUCUAGCGAGUACGAUGUGCUCGAAAAGAUUGGGCAUGGAUCAUUCGGUAUCAUUCGCCGUGUGAGGAGGAAGUCCGACGGUCUUAUCCUCUGCCGUAAAGAGAUCAACUACGGCAAGAUGUCGCAAAAGGAGCGUGAGCAGCUCCACGCGGAAUUUCAGUGCUUGUCCAGCCUGCGCCACCCGAACAUCGUCGCGUACUAUCAUCGGGAGCACCUUAAGAGCCAGCAGGAGCUUCACUUGUACAUGGAAUACUGCGGAAGCGGCGAUCUGGGCCGAGUCAUCAAGGACCUCACGAACAAGGGCCAACGGGCCACCGAAUCAUUUGUUUGGAGCACAUUCUCACAGCUCGUGGCCGCGCUCUACCGAUGUCAUUACGGCAUUGACCCUGCCGAGAUAGGAACUGACAUCUUGGGCAUUGCCUCCGGGGCUCAGAAUCAAAAGGCGCCCGAGGGUGGCGUCGUAAUCAUGCACCGAGACCUAAAGCCGGAGAAUGUAUUCCUCGGCAAGGAUAACUCUGUUAAAUUGGGCGAUUUCGGCCUAUCCAAGAUGAUAAAAUCACACGACUUCGCCUCAACUUACGUGGGGACUCCUUACUACAUGUCGCCGGAAAUCUGCGCGGCCGAACGAUACACCCUCAAAUCUGAUAUUUGGUCGCUCGGAUGCAUCAUCUACGAGCUCUGUGCUCGCGAGCCCCCUUCAACGCCAAAGUGUCUGCGAGUGAAUCCGGACGAGCGUCCGUCCACGUUUGACCUCCUCCAGCUCCCUAUUAUGCGUCUUAUGAGGAAGGAGAAGGAAGUGUCAGACAUGGGCAAGUCGCUUAAGAUGCGAGAGGCAGCCUUCCUUGCCAAGGAGGCUGAGCUUGCUCAGCAAAUUUCGGCGCUCGAGUCCACCAGGGCGAUGAUGCGUGAAGAGAUCAACACAAACCUGCAUCGAGAGUGGGAAGUGAAGGCUCGUCUCGAGAUUAGCAAGCAAAUCAACAUGGAGGUUGAGAAGUUGCAUCGGCAGUUUGAUGCCGAGGUUCAGGUCCAAGUUGAGAUGGAGCUGAAGCAAAGAUUGGCCCUCAGGGACACGGACACGGCGCAGGCAGAUGCCAUCCUGGCUCUCAAGGGGGCCCAGCCCCCUCGUCCUCGUCACCAUGUUCGCCGGCCCCGCCGGAACUCCGGGGAUGUUGAAAUGUCGGAGCCCUCUCCCAUGGCGAUCUCGUCGCUGUCGCUUUCUCCUCGUCGCAACGCCGCGAUGAAGCCUCCCACCGUCGGCAGUGCCAACAUCUUCAAAGUGGGCACGCAACAAGCGAACGCGGACCUUCUCUGGAACGUGCCCCGGGAUUCCAAGACGCCCGACUCGGAUGACGAGGAUUUCCUCCCUUCUCCCACAAGAAAUAUCAGGUCGAACAAGAACCCCUUUAUGGCUAAGAACAGGCCCACGCUCGCCUCCAAAAUCUCCAAUAAGCCGCUUCCCAUGAUUCCAUCCAUGCAGAUGAGCCCCGAGGGGCCCAAGGGCGGGUUGCUAGAUCGGCCCACCUCCCCCAACCGCCGACUUAGCAAGAUCCCGUCCGCGACGAACCUCGGCCACCGGGCGGCGGCCGAUAUGACGGGCCAGCUGGGCAGGAAGCCUUCCCUGCAGCAGGCGCGUGCGGGCGGCCGGCCUCUUUCGGCGGUCAUCGCCCCCGGUGGCGAGAAUGUGAGCCCCAAGAAGGCAUCGGCGUCCAAGGACCGCGGCGUGCCGGCUCGGAGAGCUAGCGACACAGUAUCCGGCUGCGUAGCGGUGUGGGACCCUGAACGCGACGAGAUGCCGAGCCCGUUCCUGGUGCGGACUAAGCAACAGCGCGUGCGGAUCUAG